CGUACAGCCUCUUGCUGCAUAUACCUAGACGAAGCAGCCGCCUGUGGAUCUCUCUCUGUGUCUCCUCCAGGAUACAAACAAAAGAAGAAGAAGAAGAAGAAGAAGAAGAAGAAACACAUCAGACUUUCGUACCUCCACCUCUCUUUCGCACGCAGACAAACAUUUGUGCAUUCUGCCUUUACCUAACCUCGCACGCGUCCUCUGCAUCCCCCCCCACACCCCCUCUCUCUGUCUCUCGCUGUCUCCUUCUUACAUGCAAACACACUCCUUCUUCUCUCAGACGGAGGAGCGCUAAAGGGAUUGGCGUGGCUCUUGGCGCUUGGCUCCUGGUCCUUGGCUCGGAGGGAAGCGGAGCGGCAGAUGGCGAUGUGAAGACGGGCUCAGCCAGGAGUGACUCUGCCGCACCAUGGCUGACAACGACCGGGUGCCACAGGACGUGGGAUUUGACCUGAUCAUGUGAUCUGACUCCUUCGCCACUUCCCUGCCAUCUCUCAUAGGGGCAUCAUGACCCGCCGGCUGAGUAGCUCCACUCGUUCCCACACUGAGGACUCCAUCUUCCUGAGACCUGACGAGGACCCCGUCUGGCUAGAUGAGCCGAUAAAGACUGAAAAAAUCGGCGACAGGGCCCCUAAAAAAGUUGGGCUCCCAGAAUGUAAAGACGGACCCACGGAGGGCCAACGCUCAGAGGGGGAGAAAGUGUUUCUACAUAAGGUCUACGCGCUGGUGAUUGAGAUCCACUGCUGGGCCGCACUGUUUAUCGUCUCCCAAGUUACGGGCUACUGGGUGUUUUUUGUGGCGGAGGGAAAUGGACCACUCUCGUCCAUCUACAAAGCCCUGCAGGUCAUCGAUUUCUACCUUGGCUUCAUCUUGCCCUGCCACCCGAUUUUUGGAAUGGAUUCUAUGGUGUUGAUGAGAGAGGUGGUAAACACCAAAGAGCACAACUGGAUCGUCCAUAGCACCGCGGGCAUCGGUGUAGCCAUCUGUGUUAUCAUGGUCGUCCACAUGGUGUGCAAGUGGCGCUACGGCACGGGCCUCUGGUCAUCAGGAACGGUGUCGAGGGACAUCGGUGACCGCCGUCAGUCGGUGAGCCGCCAGCCUUCCUUCACCUUGUCAGAAUGGACGGACGCCCAGGAGGACCUGCUGGACCUGGACCCUGUGCCCCAGACCCCGGUGUUUGACAUGGGCAACGACACCAGGACGGAGGGAGAUGCCGCCACCCUCACCGUCACACCUGUGGGGCUUCAGGAGAGGAGAGGAUCCAACGUUUCCCUGACCUUGGACAUGUGCACACCAGGCUGCACCGAGCCCUACGGCUACGGAGCUCAGCUCUCUCCCAGAGACCAGUCGGCCCAGGAGUACCUCCGGCAGGGAACACAUGUCCUGACCCCUGCCAUGCUACACACAAGGGCCAUGGAUGACCAGAGCCUGCAGGCUGAGUUUUAUGAAACUCCCAUGAACUUUGUAGACCCUAAGGAAUACAAUUACCCAGGCCUGGUGAGAAAGAACCGCUACAAGACCAUUUUACCCAACACACACAGCAGAGUCGUCUUAAAGUCACAGGAUGAGGAGGAUUUUCUCAUCACUUAUAUCAACGCUAAUUAUCUCAAAGGUUACGGGGGUGAGGAGCGCGCAUACAUUGCCACCCAGGGUCCCACUGUGAACACGGUGGGAGACUUCUGGAGGAUGGUGUGGCAGGAGAGAAGCCCAAUCAUAGUGAUGAUCACCAACCUGGAGGAGAAGAACGAGAAAUGUGCAGAGUAUUGGCCCGAGGACACUGUGACCCACGAGGGCAUUGAGAUCUCCAUCGUCACGGUAACCCAGGAGGACGACUACAGUCUGAGGGUGUUUACGCUGAAGUGCGGGGAAGAGGAGCGCAGCCUGCGGCAGUACUGGUACACCUCCUGGCCCGAUCAGAAGACCCCAGACAAGGCUCCCCCUCUGCUGGAGCUGGUGCAGGAAGUGGAAAGAGCCAGAGAGGAAGCCCCACCUUCCACUGGCCCUAUAAUUGUCCACUGCAGCGCCGGAAUCGGUCGAACUGGCUGCUUCAUCGCCACCUCCAUCCUGUGCAAGCAGCUGAGGACCGAGGGUGUGGUUGACAUCCUGAGAACCACCUGCCAGCUCCGUCUGGACAGAGGUGGCAUGAUCCAGACGUGUGAGCAGUACCAGUUUGUGCAUCACGUCCUCAGCCUGUACGAGAAGCAGCUGUCUCACACCGCUGAGGAGUAGAGUGAGCGCUACAGCCACACCCAGACCGAGACACACCACUGUACACGGUACCGCCUCCGGUGGUACGCACCACUGUACCUAGCAUCAUCUCAAUCUCACCCUUUAACGAGUUCAGACCAUGCUAAUCUCUUCAUCCGACAACAGGCUCAGACGGGACUGGAUCGUUGACUGACAUGAAAUCUGUGCUUAUGUCUUUGGGCAGAACAAACGUAGGAAACAAUUAAAAA
Mugil cephalus (flathead mullet) is the source of this 2453-nucleotide messenger RNA. It is a transcript of the gene ptpn5, whose product is annotated as protein tyrosine phosphatase non-receptor type 5. The transcript is spliced from 14 exons. The record is from RefSeq and is a predicted model, not a curated record. Gene Ontology annotation, molecular function: protein tyrosine phosphatase activity. The coding region runs from base 505 to 2226 and encodes 573 amino acids. NCBI's taxonomy places the organism in Eukaryota, Metazoa, Chordata, Actinopteri, Mugiliformes, Mugilidae. Gene Ontology annotation, biological process: protein dephosphorylation.